UGCGCGCCUCUCCGGGAGCCUCGGGCACCGCCCCCGGGCGGGGAAAGGUGGGCGCGGAGGCGGGAAGCGCAAGGGCGCGCGGCGACGCUGGGUGGGCUGCACUGCUGAGCCCUGAACACCUCAGCUCCUCUGCCUUCCGCACCCGCUGACUCCGCGUGCCCCCUGCGCGCUGACAGAGCAUCCUUCAUCCCGGCGCGACCCUCCCGGGAGGCAGCUCAGCACAUCUGACCACAAAUCCAGAAACCCAUGCGCCCCCUCGGCCCGCGACGCCAGAGCGCGGUUACAGCGAGAUUGGGGCGACUUGCUUUUCUCCUCUCCCGAACUGCCGCUUCCCUCUCUCGUAAAGCCAGUCGUCAAGUUGGAAAAGCCGCUCCACCUAAUCUUUAAAAUAACCCCCUCCGGGGCGUGGCUGGCGUCCUCUAACCGCACGGCCCUGGAGAGUUGGCCUUGGCUGGGAGUGACUCUCGUUUUGUGCCUGAGGAGAGCGAGGAAGAGUGUGAGGGCCGAGCAUCCUCGCGAAGAGAUGCCUUUAAAAAGUCAUCCAUAGCAUCAGUGGAAACAGUUUUGUGUUGCUUUGUUUUGUUUAUACCGAGUGGUUUUUCGGCGAAGUGCUGUUUUGGUUAAAAGAAGAAAUGGCCCCUCAGGAGUUCACCCGGCGACUGACCACAGUGAUCGCUCGUGUCGAUGAAAUUAUGCAGCAGGAAAUCAGGCCCUUGGUGGCAGUGGAUAUAAUUGAACAACUUCACAGACAAUUUGCCAUUCUUUCAGGAGGCCGAGGGAAAGAUGGUGCCCCCAUCAUCACUUUUCCAGAGUUUGUGGGGUUUAAACACAUCCCAGAUGAGGACUUUCUGAAUGUCAUGACCUACCUCACCAGCGUCCCCAGUGUGGAGGCUGCCAGCAUCGGAUUCGUCAUUGUUAUCGACAGACGAAGGGACAAGUGGAGCUCCGUAAAAGCAUCCUUGACACGAAUAGCUGUAGCAUUUCCAGGAAACUUGCAGCUCAUAUUCAUUCUUCGUCCAUCCUGCUUUAUCCAGAGGACAUUCACUGACAUUGGUAUUAAGUACUAUCGAGAUGAAUUUAAAAUGAAAGUGCCGAUCGUUAUGUUAAACUCCGUUUCUGACCUUCAUCACUACAUUGACAAAAGCCAACUGACAGAGGACUUAGGGGGAACUUUGGAAUAUCACCACAGUCAGUGGAUAAAUCAUCGAACUGCCAUUGAAAACUUUGCUCUGGCGUUGAAGAGCACUGCUCAGAUGCUCCAGACUUUUGGGGCCUGCCUAGCCGCAACAGAACUGCCCAGAAGCAUGUCAUCCUCUGAAGACCUUCUCAUGUCCCACACAAGGCAGCAGGGCAAGUUGCAGGAUGAGCUAAAAUUACUUGGAAAGCAAGGGGCCACAUUGCUGUCAUGUAUUCAAGAACAAGCAACCAAAAGUCCCACCAGCAAACUCAGUCUCAAUGAAGCUGAGAAUGUAGCUACCAUGGAAAGGUUAUUAGUUCAGUUGAAUGAAACAGAAAAAGCCUUUAGUCAGUUCUGGUCUGAGCAUCACCUGAAGCUUAAUCAAUGCCUACAACUGCAGCACUUUGAACACAAUUUUUGUGAGGUUAAGUUUGCCCUGGACAAUGUGUUGGCAGAGCAAGCGGAGUUUACAGACAUCGGAGACAGUGCAACGCGUGUGGAGCAACUUCUUAAGGAAUACAAAAAACUGGAAGGAAAAGGCCAGGAGUCCUUGGAAAAGGCCCAGCUGCUUGCAGUAAUUGGGGACCAGCUCAUCCAAAGCCACCACUAUGCAGUGGACUCCAUCAGACCCCAGUGUGCAGAGCUCAGGCACCUCUGUGAUGACUUCAUCAAUGAAAACAAGAAAAAACAUGACAUUUUAGAAAAGUCCUUGGAGUUGCAUAGACAGUUGGACAAGGUCAGCCAGUGGUGUGAAGAAGGAAUCUACCUCUUGGCUUCCCAAGCUGUAGACAAGUGCCAGUCCCGAGAGGGGGUUGACAUUGCCUUGACUGACAUUGAGACAUUCCUGGGCACAGCGAAGGAGUACCAGUUGCCCAGCCCCAACGAGUUUUACAACCAGUAUGAGCUGAUGCUCACUCUUGAUGUAAAGGCCAAAGCCCACAAAGUCCUGCAGAAGCUGGGUGAUGUGCAGGAAAUAUUUCACAAGAGGCAAAUGAGUCUGAUGAAACUGGCAGCCAGACAGACUCGCCCAGUGCAACCCGUGGCCCCGCGUCCUGAGUUCUCCCCAAAAUGGGUGUCACCAAAAAUCUGCCAGCCCUCCACCUUGGCUCCUCAUCAGAAAACAUCUGUGGAACGUUAUGUGGAGACGGAUUUAAACUCUGUGGAAAAGGAAGAUGAGACUAAAUUUGAAGUCAAGAAUGAAGAAAUACUUGAAAGCAGUCAUGAUGGGGAGAACCCUGAGCCAGAGCAGCUUGACAGUUCCAAAAAUCUCUCCCCCAGCAGGCGCAUUAUACGUGACUUGCUUGAGACGGAAGAGACUUAUAUAAAAGAGAUUAAAAACAUAAUUGACGGAUAUAUCAUUCCAAUGGAUUUUAUUUGGCUGAAGCAUCUAAUUCCAGAUGUUCUUCGGAAUAACAAGGAAUUUCUCUUUGGGAAUAUUAGAGAACUUUAUGAAUUUCACAACAGGACUUUUCUAAAAGAAUUGGAAAAAUGCACUGAAAACCCUGAACUUCUGGCACGUUGCUUUCUCAAGAGAAAAGAAGACCUUCAAAUGUAUUUUAAAUAUCAUAAGAAUCUGCCCCGAGCCAGGGCAAUCUGGCAAGAAUGUCAAGACUGCACCUACUUUGGGGUAUGCCAGCGUCAACUGGGUCACAGUCUCCCUCUUUUUAAGUAUCUGAGAGGACCAAGCCAGAGACUUAUGAAGUACCAGAUGUUGUUGAAGGGUCUGCUGGAUUUUGAGUCACCUGAGGAUUUGGAGAUGGACCCAGGUGAUCUAGAAGGAGGUUUGGCUAAGAAUGGGCCAGAGAGGACCAAGGAUUCAGCCUUCUCAGACGACCUACAACAAGCUUUGGCCAUGAUGGAGGAUUUGAUCAAGUCCUGUGAGUUGGCUGUGGACCUGGCAGCAGUCACCGGAUGUCCGGAUGAUAUCAGAAAACUGGGCAAGCUGUUGAUGCAUGGCUCUUUCAACGUCUGGACAGUUCACAAGGAUCGUUAUAAGAUGAAGGAUUUAAUUCGAUUUAAGCCCAGCCAGAGGCAAAUCUAUCUAUUUGAACAGGGAAUAGUGUUCUGUAAGAUACGAAUGGAGCCCAGUGACCAGGGCCUGUCUCCUCACUACAGCUUUAAGAAGUCUAUGAAGUUAAUGACACUUGCAAUUCGCCAACUUGGAAGGGGGAGCAACAGAAAGUUUGAAAUUGCCAACCAAAAUGGACUUGAGAAAUACAUCCUACAGGCAGCUUCAAAAGAAAUCAGAGAUUGUUGGUUUUCAGAAAUAAGUAAAUUAUUGCUGGAACAACAAAACAAUAUUAGAGGUGCCGGCUUGCUAAUUUUCACCAUGAUUGCAGGCUGUUGGCUUCCAAGGCCACCACCAAGAAGAAGGGAUGUUUAUGAGGAUGAAGAAAAUGGCAGACAAAUAUCCCCAAAAUGUUGCUCCAGCAGGGAGUUUAUCUCCAUGGAAACCUUUGACAAUUGUGAAGGUGCAGAAGAUACGGAAAAGGAGAGCAGUGCUCUGAGUCUGUCGGGGCUUUGCCAGUUGGACGACAGUUAUGAAUCCUCCAAGUCUGUUCAGGAAACGGGAGAAAGCAUCCAGGGAGAGAAAGAGGGCGGCGAAGAGGACACGGCCACUUACAAAACUGAGGAGAGCCCUGGGAUGUCCGCUGGCUUGCUCGACCCCAGUGGGGAGACCGGUUUUCGAGCAGAGGCAGUGCGGGCGCGGGAAGGGGGCCUGAGGCCGCCCUCCGCAGAGAACUGACACUCGUCCCAGACAACCCAGCCUCCCCGGCCUCCUGCAUUCCCAGGAGCCGCUGCUGUGGAUGCGGAGGCCGGCCCGCCCUUAAGCAGAAGCAGCAAAGGGGCCUUGGAACCUCUCCGCUGCCCUGCCCGGGGGCAACAGGACCAUCUUGCCGGAGCCUCAGGAGCGGUCGCCAUCCGCCCGCGGAGCCCACCCCUCCCGGUGCAGCCCUGCUCGCGCAGGGACUCGGCGCAGACCCCGUGGAGAACCUGCAGGUGCUGACGCACUCCUGCGCAGGGACUUGGCGCAGAGCCCGUGGAGAACCUUGCGCCAUUAGAGGCACGCCUGCGCGAGCGCAGCCGGCUUGGUUGCGGACCCCGCGAACCUCGAGCUGCUCGGCACACGCGCCUUUUGGAGGUUAGCAUAAUCCAGUGUUGGAGAGCUGAGCGCAGGGUUUCUCAAUGUCGGCACUUUUGACUUCGCAGGCUGGAUACUUCGUUGUUGGUACUUCUUGUGCCUUGUAGGAUGUUUGGGAGCAUCUCUGGCCUCUGCCCACUAGAUGCCUGUAACACCCCCCCACCCACUUACCCAAAUUAUGACAAUCAAAAAUGCCUUCAGACAUUGCCAAAUUUCUGCUGGGGUGGAAGUGGGGAGCUAGGUUGAGAACCUCAGAUCAGAGCUGCUCAGACUCCACAUGGCAGCCCUGUGUUCACCUCCCUUAAUCCCCACAGGAAUGUUAAUGUGAUACUUUUGUUACUUUGUUCCAGGAUUGUUUCCUUUUAGCGAGGGUUGGUUACAGGUUAAUUUCUUACGUUUAGACUUGUUAGUUUUUAGUUUCAGUUAUCCUCGGUUAUUUAUUUUUAGUUUUAUUAAUUUUCAUUUGUUUUUAGUUUUCUAGUUAUUUAAUCUUAUAGCUUUAAAGUUACCUGUUUAUAAUUAUUUUGUCUUUAAAGUUACUUAGUUUUUGAGUUAUUUAUUUUCAGUUAUUUAUAGUUACUUUGUUUUAAUAGUUAUAUAUUUCCAAAUUAGCUUUAGAAUUAUUCAUUUUUAAUUAUCUGUCUUUUCAGUUGUUAAUAUCUGAGUUAUUUAUUUUCAUGGUUAUUCUAUUUUUCGUUAUUGGCAUUUUUGAAUUAUUUAUUUUACAGUUACUUAUUUGAAUAGUAAAAACUCACUGGAAGUUUUUGAAUUCCUUUAUUUUCAGAAUAAAAUAGCUGUCUUUAUUUUGGGGUUUUUCCGCUAGUUAUUUGGUUUUAGAGUUACUUAUAUUCACAGUAAUUUAUUUUCACUUAUUUUAGAUUCUGUGUUAUUUUUAC
Molecule: messenger RNA, 5215 nt
Organism: Delphinapterus leucas (beluga whale)
Lineage: Eukaryota; Metazoa; Chordata; Mammalia; Artiodactyla; Monodontidae
Source: RefSeq, a predicted model, not a curated record